This is a messenger RNA of Stegastes partitus (bicolor damselfish), 1452 nucleotides long. RefSeq names its product myosin-11. NCBI's taxonomy places the organism in Eukaryota, Metazoa, Chordata, Actinopteri, Pomacentridae. The record is from RefSeq and is a predicted model, not a curated record. Bases 125 to 847 code for a protein of 240 amino acids. The transcript has 5 exons.
AGCCUGAAGGGAAACUCCAGCUCACUUCAACCUGAGAGACUCUCCCAACAGCAGCUGCUCGCUCCACAGCUCCUCAUCCACAUUUUCAUCAACUCCAUCCUCCUCCUUCCUCAGGUGUCCCCCCAUGGCGGCCUCCCCAAAGUCCUCCAGCACAGCAAAGAACUUGCUGAUAGGCGUGUUGGCGCUGUGGUCCAUCAUCUCGCUCGUUGUCAUCGUGGUGUGGGCGACGUCUCCCGACCUGAAGGGCUCGGCCCAGUGCCGUGCCGAGCUGCAGGAGGCGACGGAGAAGCUGGAGGGAGCCAAGGUGGUGUUCAACAAGAACAAGGUGGCUCUGGAGGAGAUGGUGGAGGAGGAGAGGGAGAAGCAUGCCCGUCAGCAAGCUGAGAUCCUGUUGCUGCUGGGACACCUCAACGCCACCAACGCUACACUGGAGGAGUGUCGGCAGGAAAACGUCGUCCUGAACGGGAACAUCACCCUCCUGCAGGAGCACAUCGAGCAGCUGCGUCAGAAAGAGGCAAACCUCACGGCUCAAAUCAGCCUCCAGGAAGAACACAUCGAGGCUGUGGAGCACAACGUGACUCAGGCCAUCUAUCAGAUCGAGUCCUGCGUCAGGGAGAAGGCGGUGGCCGACAGCCAGAUGGCGUUGGCUCAGACUAAUACCAAAGCCUGCAAGUCCAACGAGCAGCGCCUGGAGAAACAGCUUGACAAGUGUAAAAGCGCUGAAUCCGAAGUGCCUCAGCAGACGCAGCCGCAGGAGGCCGCUCCACCCAAGUCGGCCGCCUCCCGCCUCGCUGGCGUUCCUGUGUUGACGCUGCUCAUCUGCAGCUCUCUGCAUCUGAGAACCUGAGCUCGGUACGGCGGACGGUCGCACCAACGGCGAGCACCGCGGUCCAGGAGGGGGCGGAGCCUGGACCGACACAAUGACUGCUGUACAGACUUCCCGCAACAAGCAGGUCGCCAUGGAGACACGUCACGCUGUCGUAUGAUGAAUGAUUGGAUGCAGACUUUGCUUAAACUGCACAGCUGAGACGUUUACUGACCGCCGGACUCCGCGGCCUCGACUCCUCACGCUUUACAGACACCAAGCUUCGCCGCUGCUUUUUCACUUUUUAGGCCAAGAAGGAAAACGUUUCCGAUCCUGCCACAGUUUCCUUCAGAUAAAAUAAGCUUAAAAUCCAGAAGUGCUCCUCAUCAGGUUUUUACACUCGGCUGUAAUCAGUGUGUGAAUGGAUUUAUUCUGCUGUUGUUGUUGUUGUUUUUAUUUUAUUGCAUUUGCUUGAUGUUGUGCUUUUUAAAGACGAACUCACAGCCUGCAGCUUCUGACACUGCAGCAGACCAACGACUCGACUCUUAGAGGCUUUUAUUGAAUUUUCUCAGAUGCUGGUUUGAGGGUGGGGGGUUCAGGGGGGAUGUUUUCAUUUGAAUAAUAAACCUGAGGAGUUUCUAAAACCA